This is a messenger RNA of Prorocentrum cordatum, 1423 nucleotides long. The record is from the annotation of a GenBank genome assembly. NCBI's taxonomy places the organism in Eukaryota, Dinophyceae, Prorocentrales, Prorocentraceae.
AGUUUUGGCCCAAGCCAGCGCCCUCGCCAUCAACUCCACGGGCUCGCGUGCGUUCCUCGGCAGGCGACCAUGGCGGACCAGAUCAAGCAGAUGCAGAGGAGCGACCCGGUCGCCAAGGAGCAGUGGUACGCGUACUGCGAGGCCUUCGGCAACAACAUCAGGGACCCUUCAAAGCACGACAUCACGUUCAUCAACAGCUUCAUCGCGCAGUACAACUCGGGCGCGCGGCUGGACUAUAAGGAGGGCCAGGACCUCGCCAAGAUGGUGAAGAUGGGGCAGAGGAGGUCGCCAGCCUGGAAGAGCGUGUGGGAGAUGUACACAGGCAGGAGACGCUCACUGCGCCCACCGAUGCUCCUCCUCGUCCCCCACGGGAGACCAGUGGGGGAGGGGUGGAGGGUCUCACUGGUGGGUGUAACGAGCGUCCCCCAACAGCGCAGCGCCCGAUAGACGGCAAGCCGAAGUUCGACCCAUCGGUGCACAGCGUGGACACCUUGGAGGGCUUCUUCGAUUUCAUCGCGCAGAUGGCGUUGUCCCAGUCGGGCCAAGGCGCAGCCAUGAGCAUGGCGAUGUCGGGCGUCGGCAUGACGGGCCUCGGCGGCGGCGGCAGCAGGGCCAUAAAGUCUAGCUCGGACGAUCCGCUGGUCCAGGCGGUCAAGGCCUUCCAGCGGCAGGGGCAGGAGCAAAAGGAGGCGUGGCACACCUUCUGCGACACCACGCUGGGCGGAAACCGCGACCCCGCCCGCCACGACUCGAGCACGCUGCAGCAGUUCUGCGCGAUGCACGGGGUGAGUAUGGACGUCGGCAUGGGCGGCGGCAUGGGCGGCGGCAUGGGCAUGGGCAUGGGCAUGGGGAUGGGCAUGGGCAUGGGGGGCUUCGACGAGAACCCCGCGAAGAGGCAGAAGGUCGAGUCCAGCAAUCCGAUGGUCAUGAAGGUGAAGGCCUUCCAGCGGCAGGGGCAGGAGCAGAAGGAGGCGUGGCACACCUUCUGCGACACCACGCUGGGCGGAAACCGCGACCCCGCCCGCCACGACUCGAGCACGCUGCAGCAGUUCUGCGCGAUGCACGGGGUGAGUAUGGACGUCGGCAUGGGCGGCGGCAUGGGCGGCGGCAUGGGAGGCGGCAUGGGCAUGGGCAUGGGGAUGGGCAUGGGCAUGGGGGGCUUCGACGAGAACCCCGCGAAGAGGCAGAAGGUCGAGUCCAGCAAUCCGAUGGUCAUGAAGGUGAAGGCCUUCCAGCGGCUGGGUCAGGAGCAGAAGGAGGCCUGGCACACCUUCUGCGACUCCACGCUGGGCGGAAACCGCGACCCCGCCCGCCACGACGAGGCCACGCUGCAGCAGUUCUUGUCGAUGCACGGGGUGUUCUGAGAUGCUUGGGGGCUUGGCUGCACACGCCCGAAUAUUGGUAAAUGGCCUCUGCUGCUCCC